Molecule: messenger RNA, 921 nt
Organism: Kluyveromyces marxianus DMKU3-1042
Lineage: Eukaryota; Fungi; Ascomycota; Saccharomycetes; Saccharomycetales; Saccharomycetaceae
Gene: PNP1
Product: purine-nucleoside phosphorylase
Exons: 1
Coding region: 1-921 (306 amino acids)
Biological process (GO): nucleoside metabolic process
Cellular component (GO): cytoplasm
Molecular function (GO): purine-nucleoside phosphorylase activity
Source: RefSeq, a predicted model, not a curated record
AUGUCUUCCUUUGAUAUCAGCGAAGAACGUGCAUUGAUCAAAGCAGCUGAUAGAUACAUUUCAGAGAAGAUUGAACAACACUUCUCUGAGAAAUUCGCUCCUAAAACCCUUAUAAUAUGUGGAUCUGGUCUCGGAGGUAUUUCUACCAGGGUUUCUGAAACCCCUAAGCCUUUGGUUCUACCUUAUUCAUCUAUUCCAGGAUUCAAGGUGAGUACUGUUCCAGGUCAUAAUGGUGAAUUGAUCUUUGGAUUCAUGAAUGAUUCUCCAGUGGUUUUGAUGAAUGGUCGUUUACACUCUUAUGAAGGGCAUUCCUUGGUCGAGACUGUUCAUCCUAUCAGAUCUUUACACAUGCUAAACUCUAUUGAGACAUUGAUUGUUACGAACGCUGCUGGUGGUAUAAAUGCUUCGUUUAAAACUGGUGAUUUGAUGUGCGUUUAUGAUCAUAUCAAUUUCCCUGGUUUAUGUGGCUUCCAUCCAUUAAGAGGACCAAACUUUGAUGAGUACGGACCAAGGUUUUUAGCUACGAGUGAUGCCUACGACUUGGAACUGCGUAAACUAUUGUUUGCCAAGCAAAAGGAGCUCAAGAUUGAAAGAACUAUCCAUGAAGGUACUUAUGCAUUUGUUCAUGGUCCAACGUUCGAGAGUAGAGCAGAGUCACGCUUCUUGAGAAUGGCAGGUGCAGAUGCUGUUGGUAUGAGUACCGUGCCCGAAGUCGUCACAGCUAGACAUUGUGGCUGGAAAGUACUUGCUUUGUCUUUGAUUACCAAUGAAUGUGUUGUUGACCCUCCAGCCAGUGUACGCGAUGAGAAACCAGUGCCAAUUCAGGAAGGUAAAGCGACCCAUGCUGAGGUGUUGGAAAAUAGUGCUAAGGCUUCUAAAGAUGUUCAAGACUUGAUUUAUGCUAUUGUUGCUGAGUUAUAA